CUUGAUUCGUCCGACCUUGGCCCGGAUAUGUGAGCCGCAUGCACUCGUGCGCUUGUGUGGGGUGUGGGAGAGAGGCUCUGCUCGGUUCACCCUCAUUCUCCUCCCUUCCCCCAUUCGUCAUUCUUGAUCCCAUUGCUUUUUCUUUCCAUUCCUUCCCUCCUUCCUCUCUUAUUCAACCACGUAUUUUUGAAAGGCAUAAUGACGGUCCAGAAGAUCAACAAAGAGAUCGCGAACCACAACUACAGCAAGCGGGCGUAUAAGGUGGACGGAUACAAGUCCUUUGAGGAAUUUUACCCCUACUAUCUGUCAGAGCAUUGCAACCCCAUCAACCGACGCCUGCACCUCUUUUCGACGACGAACGUAGUGGCGAUUCUCACGUAUCUCGUCCUGACCAAGCAGCCGAGAUAUUGGUGGGUGGCCCUUGUGCAGGGAUAUGGACUCGCGUGGGUUGGCCACUUUAUUUUCGAGAGGAACAAGCCCGCGACAUUUAAGCAUCCAAUCUACUCGCUCAUGGGAGACUGGAAGAUGUGGUUCGAAGUUGUCAGUGGAAGACGCAAGUUCUAGGGGUGAUCGGGCAAACAGCUCAAAGCGCAUUUGAGGAUUUAUGCGUGUCAGGUUCAUUGGAAUGCUGGAACAUGUAUGGAAUAAAGAUAUAUAUGCCCACAAAGUCAG
Gamsiella multidivaricata is the source of this 672-nucleotide messenger RNA. RefSeq lists its product as uncharacterized. The transcript has 5 exons. The record is from RefSeq and is a predicted model, not a curated record. Lineage: Eukaryota; Fungi; Mortierellomycota; Mortierellomycetes; Mortierellales; Mortierellaceae. Bases 199 to 564 code for a protein of 121 amino acids.